Mytilus californianus (California mussel) is the source of this 591-nucleotide messenger RNA. RefSeq names its product integumentary mucin C.1-like. Lineage: Eukaryota; Metazoa; Mollusca; Bivalvia; Mytilida; Mytilidae. The coding region runs from base 1 to 591 and encodes 196 amino acids. The transcript has 4 exons. Gene Ontology annotation, molecular function: protein binding. The record is from RefSeq and is a predicted model, not a curated record.
AUGAGAAUUCCUGAUGAAGGUGUUUGCCCUCCAGGACAAAUGACUUGUCGUGUAGAUGAUGCAUGUGUACCUGCAUCAAAAAUAUGUGAUGAGAUAGCCGACUGUAACACUGGAGAGGACGAAUUCUUGUGCGUAUCUGGAGACGGGUGUGACAAUCACGUAGGUACUUUUGCUUGUGAUAACUUAUGUCAUAAUGUGAUUACUAAGUGUGAUGGAAAAGUUGAUUGUGGUACCGGUGAUGAUGAACAGGGAUGCACAGCUCUCACAACGCAACCAAUCACGACAACAGAAGCUACAACAACACAACCCACAACAACACAAUCGACAACAACACUACCGACAACAGUAGCUACAACAACACAACCGACAACAACACUACCGACAACAGUAGCUACAACAACACAAUCGACAACAGUACAAAGGACAACAACACAACCGACAACAGAGGUUACAACAACACUACCGACAACAUUAUCUACAACAACCCAACCAACAACAGUACAGAGGACAACAACACAACCGACAACAGAACAGAUGACAACAAGACAGAUGACAAAAACACAGACAACAAUACAGCCAACAGGUACUUAA